UAAAGUUCUUUUUACGCGUGGACCCAAAAAAGGAGACUUCUUUGUUGUUUACUGACUUUGAUCUUCAAGAAAUAAGCAUCGGUACAUCACAGAACUGGUUCUCAGUGUAAAGAAAUUAUUGUAUGCUAAGUUUUUUCAUUGUAUCCCUCUUCCAACCACUAUUUCUCUGGCCAAUUAUCAUGGCGGAAGCUGCCGUUUCCUUUGUUGCAGAGAGGCUAGCUGACAUACUGCAAGAAAUUGAUUUUCACACGGAUGUUCGGAAACAAGUGGAGCGUCUACAAGAGGAACUGGUCCGGAUGAGAUGUUUCUUAAAGGAUGCAGAUGCAAAGCAAGGUGAUGAUGAGAGAGUGCGCAAUUGGGUGUCUGAUAUCAGAAAUGUUGCUUACGAUGCCGAGGAUCUCAUCGACAGGUUCGUCCUCAAAAUGGACUCCCUCAAGAGAAACAAGUUCUUCAAAAGGUAUGCUUCUUUUUUUAAAGAAUGGAAUCAUCGCUCUAAGAUCGCUGAUGAGCUCCUUUACAUCCAAGAAAGAAUCGUUAAUAUAUCCAUCAGCCGUGAAACCUACGGUAUCAGAAACAUUGGGGAGGGAAUCAGUACAGCAAGGGAGAGGCUUCGGAAGCUGAGAAGAUCAUCUCCACGCGGUGAAGAAAAGGAUAUUGUAGGCCUCGACGAUGAUAUAGCUAAGCUUGUGACACAACUUGUCCGAACUGAUGACCAAUGGCAUGCGGUUUCGAUAGUCGGUAUGGGGGGCAUCGGAAAGACAACUCUGGCCAAAAAGGUUUACAAUCAUGGUAAUAUCCAGGCUCGUUUCCCUUCUCGAGCUUGGGUUUAUGUUUCGCAGGACUUCAGUACUAAAGACUUACUUGAGGCAAUCAUAAAGCAAGUGGGAUCAGCAAGAAGAAAAUUGGAAUCUUUGGAUGAAGAAGAACUUGAAGCAAUUCUCUAUGAACACCUAAGAAGGCAGCGGUAUUUGGUAGUCUUGGACGAUGUAUGGAGUAUCGAAGCCUGGAAAUCAAUUGCAAGGGCUUUUCCGGACAGAAACAACGGAAGCAGGGUGAUGCUAACAACUCGCAACAAUGGUAUUGCUUUGAAAGCAGACCCUCAAAGUGUUCCCUAUGAUUUGCGUUUCCUUGGUGAAGAAGAUGGCUGGAUAUUGUUCUGCAAGAAAGCCUUCAUUCAUAACAACGACUCAUAUGGUUCACCGCAGUUGGAGGAAACGGGGAAAGAAAUAGUGGCGAAAUGUGCUGGAUUGCCACUUGCCAUCAUUAUUGUAGGAGGAUUGCUUUCAAUGAAAAGAAAUCUAGGGGAAUGGAAAAGGGUUCUUUCCAACAUGAGCUCACACUUUGCAAGAGAUGCAGAUGGGGUGUCGGCAAUAUUAGCUUUGAGUUAUAAUGAUUUGCCAUAUUACCUCAAAUCUUGCUUCCUCCAUCUAGGCCAAUUCCCAGAGGACCGCUUGAUCCCCUCACACAAAUUAUUCAGGCUGUGGAUUGCAGAGGGUUUGAUUACGCAGCAAGGCGAAAGGAUGGAGGACGUAGCAGAGGAUUACUUGACUGAGCUGAUUGAGAGAAACAUGGUUCAAGUAGCCAAGUGGAGCAUUAACGAUCGAGUUAAACAAUGUCGUCUUCAUGAUCUGCUCCGAGACCUGUCCAUCUCAAAGGCCAAAGAAGAGAGCUUUUAUGAGAUUCAAGGGCAUCAAAGUCUCCACCCUUCGGGAAAAUCUCGUCGUCAUGCUGUCUACUCAACCUUUCAGUGGCCCCAAUGCAAGUACUCAAAUCCCCACCUUCGGUCACUCCUAUUCUUCAGAGUUGAUCAGAACCAAAGCCAGGCUAAUUAUUAUAUCAACGAUCCUUACAAAAUGGAAAGCAGUGAUCUAGACUAUAUUGGCAAAAGCUUCAGAUUGCUAAGAAUCCUUGAGUUGGAGGGUAUACCGUGUACUAAGGUCUCAAGCAUAAUUGGAGCACUAACUCAUUUGAAGUACAUGGGGUUGAAGAAGACCAACUUACAGGAGCUUUCACCCGCCAUAAGUUCUUUGCGAAAACUGCAGACACUUGAUGUAGCAGAAAAUGCUCAUCUAACAAUAAUUCCAAAUGUAAUAUGGAAGCUGAUAAAGUUACGACAUCUUUAUAUGUGCGGUCAUAAAUUCGGAGGGCAGCUGCGAAUCGACACACUGCAGCAUCUCCAAGUUCUAUCAGAAAUGAAUGUAGAAAAAUGGAUGCAAAAUAACCCGGCAAAGUUAACCAGCCUGCGGAAAUUGGGUAUCAGAGGAAACUUCAGCUUCAAAACUAAUGAAAUAUUCAACUCCAUUUUAGCACUUGAGCAACUUCAGUCCCUGUACCUGCGUACUGAAGAUGCUGAUUUUCCGUCACUCACUCAACUUUCCGAUCAUCAAAAACUAGUCAAGUUGCGUCUAGAAGGAAGAAUAAGUCGGUUACCUGACUCACAUGAAUUCCCACCAAAUCUGACUCAGUUGACAUUACAGCACACUCAUCUCAAGCAAGAUUCAGUGAGGAUACUUGAGAAUUUGCCACGAUUACUGAUUAUGAGACUGAAAGCUCGCUCCUAUGAUGGAAAAGAAAUGGCGAUAUCAGUGAAUGGCUUUCACCAACUUGAGUUCCUGGAGUUUCACUCCCUGGAAUCAUUGGAAGGGUUCAAUCUUGAAAAAGGCGCAGUGGUAAGGCUUAGAAUUUUGCGGAUAAUCAACUGUGGGAACUUGAAGAUGCUUCCUGAAGGAACAGAAUCACUUAGUGCUCUCCGUGAGUUGGAUAUUGAAGGGAUGCCGAAAGCAUUCGUGGAUAGGGUUCGAGGUGAAGACUUUUACAAAGUCCAGCAUGUUCCUUCUAUCCUAUUUGUUUAAUUUGCAGUUUCGUUGUAGCAAAUGGCAAAUGUUCAUGCGUUUAUUUAUCAAGG
Molecule: messenger RNA, 2905 nt
Organism: Hibiscus syriacus
Lineage: Eukaryota; Viridiplantae; Streptophyta; Magnoliopsida; Malvales; Malvaceae
Product: putative disease resistance protein At1g50180
Exons: 1
Coding region: 123-2852 (909 amino acids)
Biological process (GO): defense response to other organism
Molecular function (GO): ADP binding
Source: RefSeq, a predicted model, not a curated record